Messenger RNA from Acinonyx jubatus (cheetah), 5704 nucleotides. RefSeq names its product myotubularin related protein 2 (gene MTMR2). The record is from RefSeq and is a predicted model, not a curated record. The transcript is spliced from 16 exons. Gene Ontology annotation, biological process: dephosphorylation. Bases 2666 to 4504 code for a protein of 612 amino acids. Gene Ontology annotation, molecular function: phosphatidylinositol-3,5-bisphosphate 3-phosphatase activity. NCBI's taxonomy places the organism in Eukaryota, Metazoa, Chordata, Mammalia, Carnivora, Felidae.
GUACUGAAAUGUCUUGAUUCCUUCUUAGUCCUUGGCUCUUUAGUUCUGAUUCUACUUCUUGACUGUGACUCUGGAUGGGUCACUUGAUUUCUGUGAGCCUGAUUCCCUUAUUUGGAGAAAGGGUAAAAUGAUAUCUGCUGUCCUACCUUUUAUAGGGCUGCUUUGAGGCCUAAAUAUGAGGAUUGAUGAUGCUGACAAUAAGAAAAAAUCAGCUAACUGCUGUGUAAUGCAUAUCAUCUGGUAGGCACAGUUUUAAGUAUAGUUGGUUAAGCAUCUGACUCUUGAUCUCAGCUCAGGUCUUGAUCUCAGGGUCUAGAGUUCAAGCCCCGUGUUGGGCUCCACACUGGGCAUGGAGCCUACUUUAAAAAAAAGUAUUUUAUAUAUGUUCAUUUAGUUCUCAUAACAGUCCUGCAAGGUAUAAGAAUUGUUACUAUUGCCACUUUGUAGAUGCAAAAUCUGAGGCACAGAGAGGUGAAGUAACUUCCUCAGGGUCAUACAGGGUGACUGAACCAGAAUUUAGUACCAGGCAGUGUAGCCCUAGAGUUGGUAGUAUGUGUGGAAGAUAGUGUGCUUUGACCCUUGUAAAGGGCUGUGCUAAUGUUAAACAUUAAUACUUUAAAAAAUUGUUUAAAAAGAGAGAUGUGUUCCUCAUCCUUGUUAUACAGAUAGAGAAAAAAGACAAAAACAAGCAAGAAAAAAGUCUUUAUGAUUUAUGAUUUUUAACAAUUAACUGAGCUCACAAAUUUGGAAGAAUAUUAGAAAUUAUGGAGAGAUAAAUGACUGAAUGAGGCUAAUACAUUUGAUUUUUAAUUUAACCUUUCCAGGCUAGGAUGAGAAAGAGACAUUGAGUGCUUUUCUUUUCCUACUGAAUGUUUUAACUUAAUGACUGGAAAACAAAGUGAAAUACCUGUGUUAUUUUCUGGGAUUUUGACGUUUGUGCAGAAAAGUUUUAUCUCGUUACACUGCCAGGGAGUGACUAGUUAAUAGUAAUAAUUAGUUUUGCUUUGUCUAGGAUUACACAAAAAAAGGCAAACCUUUAGAUAGUCUGAAGAAUGAAUAUGUGACUUUAUGGUUUUAAUGCUGAAUUCAGAUUUGCAUGAUGGGAUGAGAAAAUCGUAUGUGAGGUCAUUUGUGAAGGAAUGAAUUCCCUAUAUGUUUUUCUGUUUGUCCAGCUCAAAGUGUUUUUGAGAAACCAUUUAUUGCGUAAUAGGUCAACUGCCUUUUUUUAGUGUUUCUGACCUUGUAUUUCAAUUUGGAAUGGACGUAUUUGUUUCUAAAAGGAAAUGCAGUUUCAGAGUUGUGCACUUUGAGUUCUAAUGAUGUGACCAAUUUUCAGUUUAGUAUGACAUUUUCUCAGCUACACUUAACUAUAAAUAACUUCCCCUUUAGGCUACUUAUGAAUCCGUAUAAGUUUUAAUUUUAGCUCUUGUCUUCAGAGUUUGAGUCAGAUUUAGAAGUUCUGAGAAAUUCUUUUAAGGGGCUGCUGAGGGUUUUGGGAUUGGCACUGGGACUCAAGGUGCCUCUUACUCCAUUUUUACCCCGUUCUCUGGACACACGCUAGUAUUGGCUAGAAUAUUUUGGUUUUUACUUGUCCAUUUAUUUAUAUUUCCAGAUAAGUGCUUUGAAGAAACACUACUCUGCAGAAAAAAAAGUACGUAAGGCAUUUCCUUUAUAGCCUGGUUUUUCACACUUGCUGGGGCAUUACCACAUAAUAUGUCCUGACUUUUGGGAAAUAUAGUUGACAGACCUGAAAACAAAAUAAUGAAAUUAAAAUGUCCCCAAGGUCACGUGUACCUUAGAACCUUGGGAUUUUCCAGACAGAGUGCCAACAUGCGCCAGCUGUCCCAGAGCUCAAAUCCCCUUUGUUUCUCGGAAGAAUACAAAAUGUAUUCUCUCAUCUGUAUCCAUCAGAUGCCAUGAUGAGAAGAUCAUUUAUGCUGUAUCUUUUUAUACUAUAGAUCAGUUAAGAAAUUUAGGGUUCUGGUGUAGCAUUUCAAAAAAUAAUUAUAAGCUAUAAAUUAAUUUGGUUUUGGUAGUUGUUUUUCUAUUUUGGGGAUCCUGCAAAUAUUCUGACAAUAAGUCUUUUGUGUGCCAAUGUUUUAUACACACUGCAGGCUUUUUAUUAUUUUUUUUUAAUAAAAUUUUGAACAGAAUGACUGAUAGAACAUGAACAGUGCUUAUGACACUAUGGUCCAUUGUGUAAGCACUGAAAGCAAAUUUGCGUUCCUCGAAAAGCUUGUUCACAGGCAGAAUAUAGAACACAUUAUUUAAUGUUCUUGGGCAAACAUGUUAUGCGUGUGCUCAGGACAUUAGUUUCAAGAGAAUACUUUUUAAAAAGGACCUUUUCUUUCCAUGGGCUACUGAAGAAAAGUUAAAUUGGCAGUAGGAGGGAGUGAAGCGAUUUAAAUAAGGCAAGUGGUUUAGAUUUUAUUGUAAUGACUAUGGUCAGUAGUACCUGGAAGCAAAAGACAUGCAACCUCUCCCAGAUCCUCUGGAGGCGUUUGUUUACUAGGAUACACGAAAAGAUAGUGCUUCCACUUCUCAUUCAGAGAAUUCAGUGCAUACAAAAUCAGCUUCUGUUGUAUCAUCGGAUUCCAUUUCAACUUCUGCAGAAAACUUUUCUCCUGAUUUGAGGGUCCUGAGGGAAUCUAACAAAUUAGCAGAAAUGGAAGAACCACCCUUGCUUCCAGGAGAAAAUAUUAAAGACAUGGGAUACCUGUCACUGGGGCACAACUCACAUGCUGAUGUUCCUGGAACAUGUUUUCCAUGUUCGAUGUUUCGAUGUUUUCUGAUCCUCCAGCUGGAUGGAUUUCCCCUUCAGUGUAUUACUCAGACCAAAGAUGUGACUUAUAUAUGUCCAUUCACUGGUGCUGUACGAGGAACUCUGACUGUCACGAAUUACAGGUUAUAUUUUAAAAGCAUGGAACGGGAUCCCCCAUUUGUUUUAGAUGCCUCUCUUGGUGUGAUAAGUAGAGUAGAAAAAAUUGGUGGUGCUUCUAGUCGAGGUGAAAAUUCUUAUGGACUAGAGACUGUGUGUAAGGAUAUUCGGAACUUACGGUUCGCUCAUAAACCUGAAGGGCGGACAAGAAGAUCCAUAUUUGAGAAUCUAAUGAAAUAUGCAUUUCCUGUCUCUAAUAACCUGCCUCUUUUUGCUUUUGAAUACAAAGAAGUAUUCCCUGAAAAUGGGUGGAAGCUAUAUGACUCUCUUUUAGAGUAUAGAAGGCAGGGAAUUCCGAAUGAAAGCUGGAGAAUAACAAAGAUAAAUGAGAGGUAUGAGCUUUGCGAUACAUAUCCGGCCCUAUUGGUUGUGCCAGCAAAUAUUCCUGAUGAAGAAUUAAAGAGGGUGGCAUCCUUCAGAUCAAGGGGCCGUAUCCCAGUUUUAUCAUGGAUUCAUCCUGAGAGUCAAGCCACAAUCACUCGAUGUAGCCAGCCCAUGGUAGGAGUGAGUGGAAAGCGAAGCAAAGAAGACGAAAAAUACCUUCAAGCUAUCAUGGAUUCCAAUGCUCAGUCUCAUAAAAUCUUUAUAUUUGAUGCCCGGCCAAGUGUCAAUGCUGUUGCCAAUAAGGCAAAGGGUGGAGGUUAUGAAAGUGAAGAUGCGUAUCAAAAUGCAGAACUCGUUUUUCUGGAUAUCCACAAUAUUCAUGUUAUGAGAGAAUCAUUACGAAAACUUAAGGAGAUUGUGUACCCUAACAUUGAGGAGACUCACUGGUUGUCUAACUUGGAAUCUACUCACUGGCUUGAACAUAUUAAGCUUAUUCUUGCAGGGGCUCUUAGGAUCGCUGACAAAGUAGAGUCAGGAAAGACGUCUGUGGUUGUGCACUGCAGCGACGGAUGGGACCGAACAGCUCAGCUAACUUCCCUUGCCAUGCUCAUGUUAGAUGGCUACUAUCGAAGCAUCCGAGGCUUUGAAGUCCUUGUGGAAAAAGAAUGGCUAAGCUUUGGACAUCGAUUUCAGCUUAGACUUGGCCAUGGAGAUAAGAACCACGCAGACGCAGACCGAUCACCUGUUUUUCUUCAGUUUAUUGACUGUGUCUGGCAAAUGACAAGACAGUUUCCUACAGCAUUUGAAUUCAAUGAAUAUUUUCUCAUCACCAUUUUGGACCAUCUAUAUAGCUGUUUAUUUGGAACAUUCCUCUGUAACAGCGAACAGCAGAGAGGAAAAGAGAAUCUUCCUAAAAGGACGGUGUCACUGUGGUCUUACAUAAACAGCCAGCUGGAAGACUUCACUAAUCCUCUCUAUGGGAGCUAUUCCAAUCAUGUCCUUUAUCCAGUAGCCAGCAUGCGCCACCUAGAGCUCUGGGUGGGAUAUUAUGUCAGGUGGAAUCCACGGAUGAAGCCGCAGGAGCCCAUUCACCACAGAUACAAAGAGCUUCUUGCUAAACGAGCGGAGCUCCAGAAGAAAGUAGAGGAACUACAGAGAGAGAUUUCCAACCGAUCAACCUCAUCCUCUGAGAGAGCCAGUUCUCCUGCACAGUGCGUCACUCCCGUCCAAACUGUCGUGUGAAAGGACCGUUCGAGAGGGGCCGUCGUUGCCAUGAACUCUGGAUCCCAGUGGCAGCUUUAGGAGCAUAAAGUCUUCUGAAGUUAGAACCCACCUGUGAGAGAAAUUCAGUUGCUUUAUUUAUUGUGAAUCUCUCCAGGAUGGGUUUGGAACUGUAGCAGUGCAGGUGGCAUAAGUGAAAUAACCCCAUAUGUAAUUACGUGAUUACGACACUAAUCUCCUAAGUCACCCAAAGAAUAUUAAGAUGCUUCCAUACCGGAUCCACAGUGCGAACAAGUUUGAUUUUAAAAUCAAACUACAAACCACUCCAGAAAUAUACCUCUUGAUGGAAGAGAACUCACUGGACAGAGGGAAGGAGCAUCAGUUUUCACACCAAACCAACACUGAAAUUCUGUGGCAUUAUAUAUAUUGAGCCUCGAUGUCACGAAAGUUCAAAAUCAUUGGAUACACCUUUCCCCAUCAUGGGUUUUUCUUUUUUUGUAGUAGAGUGAUUUACUUUGGUCACCUUUCUGCACCCACACGCUUCACAUAUGGUAUGGCAAAGUCUUGAGGACAUUAUGAUGUUAGUAGUAGUUGAAAACUAUUGCUGUUGUUAUUCACGUACUUAAGAUGUGUUAGGUAGCCGUUCCAAAAUGAUGCCUUAGAGAGGUGCUUGGGUGGGGGGAGCGGGAUGGAGAAGAGAAAGCAGUAGCCGUCCAGGAUUUCAAAGAAUCAUAUGCCCUUCGGAUUACUUUCCAUUGCCCAACUACUAGAAAAAUAAUGGAACAUAUUUUACAAGUUCAUUAUCACUUUAUUUCAUUUACAUUUUUGUGUGUGUGUCUGAAUAUAGAAGUUAAUUGGUAAGUUGUGAGGCAAUAUUUUAUAAGUUUACUAGGAUUGACUUUUUUCCCCUGAAGUCUGUAUAAAUAGCUUACGGGUGAGAAGUACUACGCUCAAAUUUUACAUGAAAUUAUUUUACUACUUUACUUUGCAAAUUCUGUAAUUCCACUGAAAGAUUAAGUCUACCAAAGAGCUUACUGCAUGUCAAAACAUAUUACAGUCUCAAUGCCAGUAAAGGAAAUACUGCUUCACUGUUCACCUGCCAGUAACAGUUCAGCACUGGUGUAAACAUUUGACUCCCUGAUAUCCUAAGAGCCAUAUGUUAUGUAUUGUAACAAAGGAGCUUCUUCUUGGGUCUUUCAUUAAAAGAAAACUUCAGCUGAC